CUCCAGGGACCCCAGCCUUGCAUCCCGGUGGGUCACUGCGAGGGACGAUCAGCCAUGGUCUCUCCGCGGCUCCGGGGCUGUGGAAUCCACGCCCUCCUGGUGUUGCUGCUGCUGCUACUGCUGCUGCUCCCGCUGCGGGUGUCAUCGGGCACCACAUGUCCAACCCCCAUAUCCGUUGAGCAUGCCGAGAUUCGGGUCAAGAAUUACAGCGUGAACUCCUGGGAGAGGUAUGUCUGUAACUCUGGUUUCAAGCGGAAAGCUGGCACAUCCACCUUGACUGAGUGUGUGAUGAACAAGAACACAAACACUGCCCACUGGACAACUCCCAACCUCAAGUGCAUCAGAGACCCCUCCCUGCCUCACCAGAGUCCAGUGUCACCUUCCACAGUAGUGACGCCAAAGGCAACCCCACAGUCAGAGAGCCCUUCCCUUCCUGAAAAAGAGCCAGGAGAGUUGCCUCCCAAAUCAGAUACCACAGUGGCCACAGAGACAGCUACUAUGCCUGGCUCCAGGCUGACACCAUCCCAACCAGCUUCCGCAGAAACUGCAGAGACAGGCAGUCAUGAGUCCUCCCGAGCCCCAUCUCUUGCAAGAACAAUAACAUUGGAGCCUACAGCCUCCACUUCCCUCAGGAUAACAGAGAUUUCUCCACACACUUCCAAAAUGACAAAAGUGGCCAUCUCCACAUCGGUCCUCCUGGUUGGUGUAGGGUUUGUGGUGGUUUUCCUGGCCUGGUUCAUCAGAUCGAGACAAACUUCUCAGCCACAUGGUGUUGAGGUGGAAACCAUGGAAGCAGUACCAAUGACUGUGAGGACCAGCAGCAAUGUUGAAGACACAGGAGCCUAACCAUGUGACCUCAGAAACUCAGGGAAACCUGCCCAGCUGAGGGGCGAUGUGAAGGCAGCUCUGUGUUAGCUACGGAGCACUUGGACACAGAGAGCCAGGCACCAGGAGAAAGCCUACUGUGAUAACAUAAGUCUCUGGUAUAAACUGUUUUACUAUGCCUGGGUGCCUCCCAUAUGCACACCUGGCUCUCCAGCACCAAGAAGGACACCACCCUUCCUCCUGGCUCAGCACAGAAGCCAAUUUCCCAAACUGCAAGCAGCUUGAGCUCUCUUGGGAGUCUCAUGGUCUUUACAAAGGCCUCUAACUUUACUACGACAUUAACUCAAAACAGCUCAUCUGUUAGACUCUCUUUUCUGUUUCCUUCCUUGGUUUACAGUUUACAGGGAUUAGCAAUACACCCGAGGCUCUUAUUGCACUCCAAGGCUUCUCUGGUACAGGAGAUGUCUGUGAAGAAAACGGCAGCGUUCGAGCUCCUGAAGACUCGGCUGUUGCUACUUUGCACGUAUUAGAAGAGAUCAGAGAGAGACAGAAGAGAUAUUGAGCCAAUGAACACUUUUGUAUAGAAUUCAUGACAAAAAUUAAACUCAGUGACUUUAUAUAUAUGUAAAAUUGUAUUUAUACAUUUAUACUUCCUUUUCUAUCUACAUAUUGUAUAUGAUUUAUAUUUGAAAGUGCCUUGUA
This is a messenger RNA of Psammomys obesus (fat sand rat), 1527 nucleotides long. It is a transcript of the gene Il15ra, whose product is annotated as interleukin 15 receptor subunit alpha. Bases 55 to 846 code for a protein of 263 amino acids. Gene Ontology annotation, biological process: interleukin-15-mediated signaling pathway. The record is from RefSeq and is a predicted model, not a curated record. NCBI's taxonomy places the organism in Eukaryota, Metazoa, Chordata, Mammalia, Rodentia, Muridae. Gene Ontology annotation, molecular function: interleukin-15 receptor activity. The transcript is spliced from 7 exons. Gene Ontology annotation, cellular component: plasma membrane.